Molecule: messenger RNA, 534 nt
Organism: Symbiodinium sp. CCMP2592
Lineage: Eukaryota; Dinophyceae; Suessiales; Symbiodiniaceae
Source: the annotation of a GenBank genome assembly
AUGGAUUUGCAGAUCUUAAUAGUGGCUUUCUCCGAACCUUCGGGAGACCAGAGGCGAGAUCUAACCGAAGCGGCCUGGUUUGGCCAUGUGGCCAAGGUUGAAGCUCUGCUGCAGCUCCCCAUGGAUCCGAACCCGGAUGCAGCAAGAGAUGCGGGUGGCAGCACGCCACUGCUGAGGGCGUCUCGAAAUGGCCACGAGCAAGUCGCACGCUUGCUCCUGGAGGCCGGUGCUGAGAAGGAUGCGAGUGACAGUGACGGCUGUACAGCGCUGAUGCAUGCAGCGUCGAUCGGUUGUGAGCCAGUCGUGCAGCUGCUCCUGGAGGCAGGUGCAGAGAAGGAUCAGUGCGAUUCGGAGGGCCGGACUGCACUGAUAGCUGCCGCAGCAUACGGUCAUGUUUCAGUCGUGCGGUUGCUCCUUGACGCGGGGGCUGAAGCGGACACGUGCGACCUUUCCGGCAAUACGGCACUGAUACUUGCCGCGACCCGCGGUUGCACUCCAGUCGUGCGGUUGCUGGUGGAGGCCGGCGCUACCUGA